Messenger RNA from Bradysia coprophila, 1593 nucleotides. It is a transcript of the gene Nmdmc, whose product is annotated as NAD-dependent methylenetetrahydrofolate dehydrogenase. Gene Ontology annotation, molecular function: methylenetetrahydrofolate dehydrogenase (NADP+) activity; methylenetetrahydrofolate dehydrogenase (NAD+) activity; methenyltetrahydrofolate cyclohydrolase activity. Lineage: Eukaryota; Metazoa; Arthropoda; Insecta; Diptera; Sciaridae. Gene Ontology annotation, cellular component: mitochondrion. The record is from RefSeq and is a predicted model, not a curated record. Gene Ontology annotation, biological process: tetrahydrofolate interconversion.
UUCAAUACAAAAUUUUUGUCUCCGGUGCCGAUUCAGUAUUAUAAAUCAAUUUAAAUUGAGUUAAAUUUGGUUUAAUUCAAAAAGAUAGAAUCUAAUUGUAAAAGUUAAACUUUUGCCGUAGUUAAGACAAGACAAUAAUGUAAUUGAGUUGCACAUCCGAUUUUCGUUCUUUAAAUGAGGAGAUCCUUAUCAAAGGCAUCAUCCAAAAUAUAUUCGCGUCACAGAUAAUCAUUGUUGUUGUUCAAUGGACGGCCUCUCAUACAAUAAUAUUGACAUUAACGAGCGAGAAAAAAAAUAACAGGAAAACAUCAUAAUUUCCAAUAAUAAAUUAUUUUAAAAUAAAUUGAUAAUGUUUGGUACACAUCCAAUUAGUCUCUGUUUGUACAUCUCCACUCGCUGUUGUGCUAGACAAAAAUUUUACGAAUUAAAUCGCAGAAAAAGAGUUUUGACCAAAUUGGGUUCGGUGAUUUUAAAAGACUGUUGUAAUUUCCAAUCGUUUUCAUCUUUUACAACUAUGAGGGACUUUAGUAAUGGAACAGUUAAAAGCGGCAGUAUACCGGACCAAAAUGCUGAUAGUAAUAACAGCCGUGUGUGUAAUGGAAGAUUAAAGCGCGUCCAAAUGGCUCAAAUUAUCGAUGGUAAGCAAAUAGCCAACGACAUCCGAACGGAACUGAAAGGAAAAAUCGGCAAAUGGGUACAGGAGGGUCAUCGUCCGCCCCAAUUAACUGCUGUAUUGAUUGGGAGCGAUCCAGCCAGCUGUACCUAUGUCAGAAAUAAAAUGAAGGCUGCUCUAGAAGUCGGCAUCGACAGUAUUACGAAAAAUCUCCCGCCAGAGACUACCGAAGAGGAGUUACUGCAAGUAAUACAAGAUCUGAAUGAUGACAAUUCCGUUGACGGAAUUUUGGUUCAACUGCCCGUUCCAUCCCAUAUCAAUGAAAGACGCAUUUGCAAUUCUAUCAGCUGUGAAAAAGACGUCGAUGGCUUCAAUGAAAAAAAUGUUGGAAGACUGUGCCUCGACAUGAACACAUUAAUUCCAUGCACUCCAUUAGGCGUACAGGAACUGCUACGACGAGCCGGUAUCGAUACGUUCGGUAAAAAUGCUGUAGUCGUCGGACGUUCCAAGAACGUUGGAAUGCCCAUUGCAAUGUUACUGCAUGCUGACGGUCGCAAUGAUACGUGUGCAAUGGACGCAACCGUCACAAUAUGCCAUCGAUUCACGCCACCGGCUGAACUGAAAAAAUUCUGUAAAUUAGCGGACAUCAUUGUCACAGCCACUGGUGUUCCGGGAAUCAUCACUGCAGAUAUGGUGAAACCAGGCGCUUGUAUUAUAGACGUUGGCCUGACCCGGAUUGUGAACGAAGCAACAGGAAAGGCGAAAUUAGUCGGUGACGUUGACUUCGAAGCUGUACGAGAAGUUGCUGGACACAUAACACCAGUGCCUGGAGGUGUCGGACCGAUGACUGUGACAAUGUUGAUGAAGAACACUUACAUCGCCGCAAGGAAUUUAUCGAAAAUGAGAUCGGAACGGAAAUAGUAAUACGAAGAGCAAAGUGUUUGAUAAAUGAAUACAAAAAAAAAUUAUUUUGAAUGAAA